Messenger RNA from Protopolystoma xenopodis, 213 nucleotides. The record is from the annotation of a GenBank genome assembly. Lineage: Eukaryota; Metazoa; Platyhelminthes; Monogenea; Polystomatidea; Polystomatidae.
AUGCUGCCUUCCAAUUACCACUUCACUAAUGUUCAUAUCCGACUCCGCGAAGGCCAACCUCCACGAAUUUACCAUCCCCGACGUGUAAUAGAUAAUUGGACCCCUACAUUCAACAGUUCCGCUUCCGGUCGUAUGGGAUAUGGAAGUGGAAACGAUAUGCUACUUAAAGAAAUUGAUCGACUGCGCAACCGAAAGCUUCAUUAUGGAAUGUGA